Messenger RNA from Populus nigra (black poplar), 2264 nucleotides. RefSeq names its product importin subunit alpha-2-like. NCBI's taxonomy places the organism in Eukaryota, Viridiplantae, Streptophyta, Magnoliopsida, Malpighiales, Salicaceae. Gene Ontology annotation, cellular component: cytoplasm; nucleus. The coding region runs from base 163 to 1755 and encodes 530 amino acids. The record is from RefSeq and is a predicted model, not a curated record. Gene Ontology annotation, biological process: NLS-bearing protein import into nucleus. Gene Ontology annotation, molecular function: protein binding; nuclear import signal receptor activity. The transcript has 11 exons.
CCCCUCUCUCUCUAACUUUCAAAAAUCAAACAAAAACCUCAAAUCCCCAUUUCUCUCUCUCUCUAAAACCCUCAGUUGAUUGUUUGAUUUAUCGCGUGGUCACUCAAUCAAGUCGCCAAUCCAAAAUAAUCAUCUAAUUAUUUAUUCAAUUAAUCUAAAACGAUGUCGUUGAGGCCGAGCGCUAGGACUGAGGUCCGCCGUAACAGGUACAAGGUGGCGGUGGAUGCCGAUGAGGGACGGCGGAGGAGAGAGGAUAACAUGGUGGAGAUCCGUAAGAAUCGGAGAGAAGAGAGUCUUCAAAAGAAGAGACGUGAAGGACUUCAGGCACAAGCCAUCCCUGCUGCUCUUCACUCUUCCGCUGCUGAGAAAAAGCAGUUGGAACAUCUGCCAUCAAUGGUUGCGGGUGUUUGGUCUGAAGAUGGUAAUCUGCAACUGGAGGCGACCACUCAGUUCAGGAAAUUACUUUCAAUUGAGCGCAGCCCGCCUAUAGAGGAAGUUAUACAAGCUGGUGUCGUUCCUCGAUUUGUUCAAUUUCUUAUGAGGGAGGAUUUCCCACAACUGCAGUUCGAAGCUGCUUGGGCUCUCACAAACAUUGCUUCUGGGACAUCAGAGAACACCAAGGUGGUGAUUGAUCAUGGAGCCGUCCCUAUAUUUGUACAACUUCUUGGUUCUCCAAGUGAUGAUGUUCGUGAGCAGGCUGUGUGGGCAUUGGGAAAUGUUGCUGGAGAUUCUCCUAGAUGCCGUGAUCUUGUCCUUGGCCAUGGAGCUUUGAUUCCUUUGCUGGCACAAUUAAACGAGAAUGCCAAGCUUUCCAUGCUCAGAAAUGCUACAUGGACGCUCUCAAACUUUUGUCGAGGCAAGCCACAACCUCCUUUUGAUCAGGUUAAGCCUGCACUUCCAGCUCUUGCUCGCCUUAUUCACUCUAACGAUGAGGAAGUCUUAACUGAUGCAUGUUGGGCACUCUCAUAUCUCUCUGAUGGUACGAAUGACAAAAUUCAAGCUGUCAUUGAAGCAGGAGUAUGUCCACGGCUAAUUGAGCUUUUGCUGCAUCCAUCUCCUUCGGUCCUGAUUCCUGCUCUUCGCACUGUUGGAAAUAUUGUCACUGGGGAUGAUAUGCAGACACAGUGUAUUAUCAAUCAUCAAUCACUGCCUUGCCUUUUGAACUUGUUGACCAACAAUUAUAAGAAGAGCAUCAAGAAGGAAGCUUGUUGGACCAUCUCUAAUAUAACAGCUGGAAACAAAGAGCAGAUCCAGGCUGUAAUUGAGGCUAAUCUUAUUGGUCCACUUGUACAUCUGCUUCAAAAUGCUGAGUUUGACAUCAAGAAAGAGUCUGCAUGGGCAAUUUCAAACGCUACAUCUGGUGGUACUCAUGAACAAAUCAAGUACCUUGUUAGCCAGGGUUGUAUCAAGCCCUUAUGUGACCUUCUCAUUUGCCCUGAUCCAAGAAUUGUAACAGUCUGUUUAGAAGGCCUUGAAAACAUCUUAAAGGUAGGAGAAGCCGACAAGAAUGUGAGUGACACUGGAGGUGUAAAUCUUUAUGCUCAGAUGAUUGAUGAUGCUGAAGGAUUAGAGAAAAUUGAGAAUCUACAGUCUCAUGACAACUCAGAGAUAUAUGAGAAGGCAGUGAAGAUUCUCGAAACAUAUUGGUUGGAGGAGGAUGAUGAGACAAUGCCACCAGGUGAUGCUUCCCAAUCUGGGUUCCAAUUUGGAGGCGACGCUCCUGCUGUUCCCUCUGGUGGAUUUAACUUCGGCUAAAGGAGUUUUAGCUGCUGCUCCAUUGAAGUGUGGUGAGAUGGUUCAGGUCAGAUGUCUUGGUGUCUCAGUGAUGAGAUUGUUGUCAGGUUCAGGUCAGGUGUCUUGGCGUCAUGUCUGGUCUAUCUCCGGUCCCGGGCGAGAGGGUGUUGGACUGGCUUGGGUCUUACCAAGGCCGGGAGAGAGAAAUGUGGUUGGUGGCAUGAUUGACCUUGGGUAUUCAUGUCUAGAAUAUUUUGGGAAACCUGAGUUCAUUUUAAAAGUAGUUGUCCUAGGAGAUUGGGCUCUCUUAUAAAACGGAUGUUGAGUCUUUUUUCGUUUAAAAAUAUUCUUCUUUUGUCCCCGUCGUCGUCCCAGCAGCUGUAAAUCUCAUCUCUUCUUCUCUUUCAACAGUUUGCUGAUUUUGGCACUCACAAAAUCUUUACAUUGCCAUGCUUGUAUUUACAAGCUAUGUUGGAAUGAUGUUUCCUUUGCACUGCAAGAGUCGGUUGCAAAGAUUUUCUUUUCUAUAA